Messenger RNA from Neoarius graeffei (lesser salmon catfish), 6288 nucleotides. RefSeq names its product interferon-induced very large GTPase 1-like. The transcript is spliced from 12 exons. The record is from RefSeq and is a predicted model, not a curated record. NCBI's taxonomy places the organism in Eukaryota, Metazoa, Chordata, Actinopteri, Siluriformes, Ariidae. Gene Ontology annotation, molecular function: GTP binding; protein dimerization activity. The coding region runs from base 1 to 6288 and encodes 2095 amino acids.
AUGAAAUUCACAUUUCUGGGCUUUCACAAACAGAUUAUUUUUCAGCAGCCUCUGAAGAACCUGACGGACAUGGUGGCGGUGCUCAUGCAAGACACAAAGAAGUGUAGUGCCAACCAGGAGGAGGUUUCGACAGAGGAAGCAGAACCUACAGGUGGUCAGGAUGUUCAGACAUCCAGUGAAGGGGCAGGACAGAUAGAAGGAGAGGUGGCUGGAGCUUCAGGGCUCCAGGACACAAAGAAGUGUAGCGCCAACCAGGAGGAGGUUUCGACAGAGGAAGCAGAACCUACAGGUGGUCAGGAUGUUCAUACAUCCAGUGAAGGGGCAGGACAGAUAGAAGGAGAGGUGGCUGGAGCUUCAGGGCUCCAGGACACAAAGAAGUGUAGUGCCAACCAGGAGGAGGUUUCGACAGAGGAAGCAGAACCUACAGGUGGUCAGGAUGUUCAGACAUCCAGUGAAGGGGCAGGACAGAUAGAAGGAGAGGUGGCUGGAGCUUCAGGGCUCCAGGACACAAAGAAGUGUAGCGCCAACCAGGAGGAGGUUUCGACAGAGGAAGCAGAACCUACAGGUGGUCAGGAUGUUCAUACAUCCAGUGAAGGGGCAGGACAGAUAGAAGGAGAGGUGGCUGGAGCUUCAGGGCUCCAGUGGGUCCAUGAACUUGGAACACUGAGCAACCAAUCCGGCAAAUUUAAAGGCAUACUGGCACAGCAUACUGUACCAGAGGGGCCCACCAGGACAGUUAAACCACUCUGUCCCACAAGAUGGACUGUCCGUGGGCAAGCUGUGCAGGCAAUCCUCAAUGAAUAUGAGGCUAUCCUAAACAGUCUGGAGGAAAUGGCCUCAUUUGGUUCGGACACAGGCACUAGGGCAAAUGGUCUAUUGGAGCGAUUCCAAAAGGGGAAGACCAUUCUGGGCCUCUUUCUAGCCACAGAGGUGCUCGGAGAGCUUGAGUGUUUGAACAAAUUCCUGCAGAAUCGUUCCCAAACAAUUGCCGGCAUGCAGACUGCAGUUCUAUAUGUAAGCUCAACUAUUCAGGAGAAAAGGACUGAGGAAAAGUUUGCAGAAUUGUUUGAGAAGGCAGUGCAGAUGGUGGAUACUUUAGGGAUUGAGGCUAUUGAAAUUCCUCACCAAAGAAAACCCCCUAGAAGAUAUACUAGUCAGGCUAGUCAUCAUCAGCCAAAGACAGCAGAGGAGUUCUACAGGAUUGAGUUUUUCAAGGUCUUGGACUGUUUGGAUAUGCAGUUCAAAGACAGAUUCAACCAACCUGAUCUGGAGAAAUUCAAACAGGUUGAGGAUGUGCUCCUCACCGGUAGGCUUAAUGACACUAUUGGAGAGUAUCCAGAGACUGACAGGGAGAGUCUGAGGAUUCAGCUUCCCAUGUUUCUCAACAAGCAUGCAUUGAAAUCAAGUGGAGAAGCUGCAGAUAUCCUGAGAGGGAUGCCCAGUGAAGUAUGUGGCCUGUUUGAUGAGGUGGAGAAACUUGUUAGGCUGUUGUUAGUUAUCCCUGUGGCAUCAGCAGAAGCUGAAAGAAGCUUCAGUGCUUUGAAAAGGCUAAAAACCUGGCUGAGGUCGACAAUGACCCAGCAGCGCCUUAACAACGUCAGCGAGAGAAAAUCAAAUGGAGUAGAAGACCUGUUGCUUCGACUUGGUCUGAAGAAGAAAUAUAAAGACAAACUUACCAGCACACACUUUCUUGAAAUAUCCAAAUCCACUUUAGAGUACAAAGAGCCCAGUAAAGAGAACGAACUGGUUCAUGUUUUCAUGCAGCGGCUUUUGACAGGAGAUUACAGAGCAAGACACAUCUCUGUCAGAAACGAAACCAACGUACCUAAAUCUCUGACAGGAGCUAAAGGAAGUGCUUUUGUUGCUCUUUGUAAAAAACAGGAUGUAAAGACUGAAAGGAAACAGGCUGAGAUUCACCCAAUGGAUGUUCAGAUGGCAGUGUUCCUUUGUGCAGAUCAUUUUCUUCAACAAAUCAUGGUGACUAAACUGGCACAGUGUCAGUAUGCAAUCCCUCUGCUGGUACCCAAUCUCUCUAGUGGGAAAAUUGAAUUUCCUUUCUGGACAAUGCGGCAAAUCAACAAGAGUUGGAAGUCGACUGAUGCUUCAGGACAAAUCAUCAGCGAGACUCGACCUGUUUCCAAAGCAGAAACUCCAAUGGUGGCAUUCUUCAAGCUUGGGUCUGUUUCCUCAUCCAAGUCUCAGCUGAUUAACAACCUGAUUAAUGACAAGCACAACACAUUUUUCCACAGACACUGUCCAGGCAGCAGCAGAAACCGUCUACUGAUGGAUGGAGUGGUGGAGAUCGCUUGGUACUGUCCAUCUGGGAAAAGCUCUGAUCAUUUCACUGAAUGUGUUGCUUUCUAUAAUCUUCAUGGUGAUUCCAGCAGAGCUGUAACUCAGAGAGAGAUACUUAUGACCACGGCCUCUGUAAAUGUUGUACUUUUGCCUAAGCUUGAUGAGGAUGAUAAUAAUAUGAGACUUGUAGAGGAGCUUUGCGAAUCCCCAACACCUCUCAUUGUUGUUCUUACUGAUGAAGAGAAUGAUGAUGAAGAUGCUGAGUGUGAGAUCGGUACAGGAAAAUACAGAGUGGAACUAAAAAGUGGAAGUCAGUCUAAUGCGUCUAAUGUACUCAGAAAUAUUAUCAGGAAAUGUCUCUCACAAAAACACAGGACCUUCAAUCUUGAGAAAAUGACCAACAACUCAGAGGUCAGUGUGGAUGAGCACAAUGAGGCCUGUAAGAGAGGAAAGGAAGCUGCACAAAAUAUAAUGGGUUUUCUCAAAAGAAAAGAUCCACUGAGGGUAAAAGAGAAAUAUCUGCCCUGCCAGGGAAAACUGUGGCAUGACUGGUGCCAAACGAGCAAAGACUUACGGCGACUUCAAAGUAACAACAUAGAAAACGAGCUCAGCAACAAGAAAACUGAAAUGAAGGAUCUCAGAAGGGAACAACAGGAACAUGGAUUCAGUGACCUCAUGAAGUUAUUUGUCGAUGGUUUGAUCAGUGAGAAAUUAAACCUGUCAGUCAGUGAGAGAGUGUAUUUCCUCAGAUGGACUGUAAUUGGGCUGACUGAAUUCACUUCAGAGAAACUCUCUACCAUCCAACAAGAUGAAGAAUCAAACUUAAAAAAAAAAUCAAAAGAACUGAAUGCUGCCAACUUUGGCUUGGAGCACAUGCUGAGAGAGAUGGGCCAGAUUUAUGAAGCCUCAGUCUCUGAAGAAAAAAGCAUGAGAGGGAACCGGGUUGGAAACGUGAAUAAACUGCCUGAACUUGCUGCUAAGCUCAUGAUAUCUGGGCACCCGAUGGAGCUGAUGGACGGUGAUGCAGCUUAUGUUCCUCUAACCUGGGUUUCAGCUGUUUUAGAUGAAGUCAUCAGGAUACUGGGAGACCAGAGAGUUUUUGUGUUGUCGGUUUUGGGAAUUCAGAGCUCUGGGAAAUCCACCAUGCUGAACGCCAUGUUUGGGCUCCAGUUUGCAGUCAGUGCAGGCAGAUGCACCAGAGGAGCCUUUAUGCAGCUGGUUAGAGUUUCUGAGGACAUGAAGGAAGAGUGGAAGAUUGACUACAUUUUGGUUGUUGAUACUGAAGGUCUCAGAGCUCCAGAACUGGCUGGAAGCAACACCAUCCAUCAUGACAAUCAACUUUCCACAUUUGUGGUAGGAUUAGGAAACAUGACUUUGAUUAACAUCUUUGGAGAGAACCCAACUGAGAUGCAGGAAAUACUUCAGAUUGUUGUUCAUGCAUUCCUGAGGAUGAAGAAGGUCAGGCUAAACCCCAGCUGCAUGUUUGUGCAUCAGAAUGUUUCUGAUAUUACAGCUAGAGAGAAAAUCCUGGAUGGAAGGAGAAAUUUGCAGGAAACGCUGGAUAAAAUGACUAAAUUAGCAGCUAAAGAUGAAGACGACUGUGCAGAAAAUUUCACUGAUGUCAUUGCAUUUGAUGUAGAGCAUGAUGUGAAAUAUUUUUCACAGCUCUGGGAGGGUUCUCCACCCAUGGCACCACCAAACCCAUGCUACAGCGAGAACAUCCAGGAACUAAAGAGAGAUAUUCUUUCUCAUGCAAAAACUACAGAUGGCCUGAAAUUAUCACAGUUUCAAAAGCGUGUGAAAGAUCUGUGGAAUGCUUUACUGGACGAAAAUUUUGUUUUCUGUUUUAAAAAUGCACAAGAGAUCUCAGUGUACAGGAGACUGGAGCAGAAGUAUGGGAACUGGACCUGGAGUCUGAGGCGUGAAAUGAUGACUGUAGAAAACAAAAUGCUGAACAGAGUAGCCAGUGGAAACAUAGAAACAGUCCAGAGGAAAGUUCUGGAAGAAGAAAUGGCAGGAACACUAAAGGAUGUCCAAAAUGCAUUUAAACAAUAUUUUGAAGAAGACAAUGAAAAGGAAACACUGAUUCAGUGGCAAUGCAGAUUUGAGACCCAAAUCCAGAACCUCCAUGAUGAUCUAAUAGAGGAAGCAAAGAGGAAAGUGGAUGAUAGCAUUAAGCAGGGAAGCAUGAGACAAAACCUUGAUCAGCAACGUGUGAAAUAUGAGAAGACACUCUUUGAAAAGAGCAAAGAGCUUGCUUCAAGACUUAAAAGACAGACUAACUGUAAAACGGACACAAGUAAGGAGUUUGAUUCCAUGUGGGAACAAUGGGUCUCUGAAAUAACUAAACAAGCUCCAAAAAUCAAAGAUGUUAACAUCUCAAACGAGAUAAUGGAAGUUCUGGGAGAGGUCUACAAACAUGACUUGGUUUCAAAUCGAAAGCGUUCUUCAGAGUAUAGAGGAAUUGGACGUGUCCGUGAUUACAGCAGCUAUAUCCCAACUUACAAGAGCAUGUUCAAAUGGAUUAUGGAUAAAUUUUUGUGGAGAAAUCCUCUUACACCAGAGAACUUAAACCAAUCAAUACGUGAGCUCAUUAAUCAGGUCACUGAAGAAACCAAAAAACAGGUGGAGUCAUUUCCGUUCUCAACACAGGGAUACAAUUCACAUUAUAUUCAACGCAUUGCACAUGACGUCAAAACCCAGGUGCAGGAAUUUGAAACACGAUUCAAGAAAGAUCAAAAGUUAUCUGACGAUGUCUCUGUCUUUAACCAAGAUUUCUAUGUUGAUCUCUCACUUUAUGUGUGUGAACAGUCAGCACAAAGCAUCUCAGAGCUUCACAGGAAAUUCAGAGAAGUAAAUGAUCCACUUAAUUAUUUUAAAAAGAAAAGGGAUGAGUAUUUUAACAUCUUUCAGAAAUACUAUGAGGGAGCAACAUUAGCAGCGAUACUUGAAGACCGGGUUUGCAGUAAACUGAAAGAAGCGAUUCUUCAGAGUGUCUACAACAAGAUCGCUCUAUUUGUGUCUGGACAGAUGAGAGAGAAACCACCAUUUAAUGGGAACAGAGCUGAUCUGGAAAAACACAUUCUCAAGUCUUUAGCAGAGCAGAAGGGAGAUAAGGAUGUGAGGUUUAAAAACUACUUAACGUACAUGUACCGUCCUAAAGUCCACUUUGAGGAGUUCAUCAAGGCCAGGGUUAAAGAGUUCAUGGCAGCUGAAAACCCAAAAGCAGUUUCUGUAAUUGAAGAGUGCAUUGAUCAGAAACAGACCAGCAUCAUCACUGCUGCAAAAAAGACGACAGAUGAUGUCAAACGUGCCAAAGGUGAUGCAAAUCAGUGGCUGGAUGUUUUUACUAAGAGCCUUGCAGAUGAGUUAGGAGAUACGAAAGUUCAGUUGUGUGAUGAAGAGUGUAAGAAUAGCAUUGACUUCGAUGUUCUUGUGGAAGCCAUAAGGAAGGAACUCCCAGCUGUUGUUGAAGAGUUAAAGAAACGUCUCAGUAAGAUGUCAGACUUUUCCAUGGAGAAGUUCAGAGAAAGACCUGAUGAGAUUCUAAUCAAACAUUUCUGUGGGUGCUGCUGGAAACAGUGUCCUUUCUGUGGAGCCGUCUGUACCCACAGCCAAGAAGGUCAUCCUGGAGAUCACAAUGCUGAUUAUCAUCGCUCGUCUGCAGUGAGAGGAAUCAGUUAUAGGGGCACAACAGAAUUCGCCAUAGAGUUUUGCACAACAGAUGUAGCAAGUGGCUGCUCCUUUUACCCAUCCAGUGAACCUGAGACUCCUGUUCCUUAUAAAGAUUACAGGAAAGCAGGUGGGGUGUUUGCUGAAUGGGGAAUCUCCCCUGAUUUUUCCACGUUAGCUUACUGGAAAUGGUUUGUUUGUGAAUUUCAGGAAAAUCUUGAAAAACACCAUAACAAACAGUUUUGUGGUGACGGGGAGAUUCCUGCUGAGUGGAAAGAGUUUACCCUGUCAGAUGCUGUUAAAAGUUUAAGAAUACAUUAA